Messenger RNA from Eremomyces bilateralis CBS 781.70, 849 nucleotides. Its product is annotated as NAD(P)-binding protein. The record is from RefSeq and is a predicted model, not a curated record. The transcript has 3 exons. NCBI's taxonomy places the organism in Eukaryota, Fungi, Ascomycota, Dothideomycetes, Eremomycetales, Eremomycetaceae. Bases 1 to 849 code for a protein of 282 amino acids.
AUGACGAUUCUUCUUAUUGGCGGCACCGGCAAAACGACCACGCGCGUUGCAAAGCUGCUCAGCGCUGCAAACCAGCCCUUCCACCUGACCUCUCGCCGAGGACCGGACGCUGCGCCGCAUGGAUAUCCGGCCAUCAAGUUCGACUGGACCGAUGAGACGACGUGGGCGAAACCCUUCGAGAAAGGAGACAUCGACGCCGUGUACAUGAUGGAGCCGGGUGUCUCGCAGCCUUGGGUGCCGAUGAUCAAAUUCGUCGACUUUGCCAGAGACAAGGGCGUCAAGCGCUUCGUUUUGUGUACUGGCAGCUCAGCUCAAUUUGGCCAGGACGGAAUGGGCAGGGUCUGGGAGCACUAUGUUAAUACGGGUGUCGACUACUGCGUGCUUCGCCCGUCUUGGUUCAUGGAGAACUUAGUGGAGCCGGGCCUUUUGUACACCAUCGGCCAGCUGAAUACGAUCUUUACCGCCUGUCAGGAUGGGCAGAUUCCUUUCAUCAGCGCUGACGACAUUGCGGAAGUCGCGUUCCACGCGCUAACUGAUGAGAAGUCACACAACUGCGACCAUCGUAUUCUCGGACCCGAGCUCCUAACAUACGAUGACAUUGCCGCAACGCUUUCCAAGGUCCUUGGUCGCAAGAUCGAGCACGUCAAGCAAGACAAAGCCAGCCGGUGCCAGGGCAUGAUCCAGGCCGGUGUGUCGGAAUACGUCGCACGUUUAUUGACCAACCUUGAGGUCAUUGCAUCGACGAACUUUGAAAAAAGGUUGGGAGACGCGGUUGAAACAGUUACGGGUCAUCCUCCAAAGAGUUUUGAUACCUUUGCCGAAGAGAACAAGACUGUCUGGUCGCAGUAA